This is a messenger RNA of Patella vulgata (common limpet), 674 nucleotides long. Its product is annotated as 60S ribosomal protein L12. Gene Ontology annotation, cellular component: ribosome; cytosolic large ribosomal subunit. Lineage: Eukaryota; Metazoa; Mollusca; Gastropoda; Patellidae. Bases 126 to 623 code for a protein of 165 amino acids. The record is from RefSeq and is a predicted model, not a curated record. Gene Ontology annotation, molecular function: large ribosomal subunit rRNA binding; structural constituent of ribosome. The transcript is spliced from 6 exons. Gene Ontology annotation, biological process: translation.
AUCGUUCUUUUUUAAGUCAAUCACAUUGACGGAAAGGUGCAACUGUCCUUGGUCGUGCCAAUCCAGGCUCAUCCAACACCAAUUCGUCUUCUAAGAUAAACUGAAGUUAUAAGAAAACUACCAAAAUGCCCCCUAAAUUCGACCCAACCGCAAUCACUGAAAUCUUUGUCAGGGCUGUUGGCGGUGAUGUACCAGCCACAUCAUCACUUGCUCCUAAGAUUGGUCCCAUGGGAUUGUCUCCCAAGAAAGUUGGUGAUGAUAUUGCUAAAGGUACCACAGAAUGGAAGGGCUUGAAAAUUACCGUUAAAUUGACAAUUCAGAAUCGACAAGCUAAAGUAUCAGUAGUUCCAAGUGCAGCUGCUCUUAUUAUCCAAGCUUUAAAAGAACCCCCAAGGGACAGAAAGAAGGUCAAGAAUGUGAAACACAGUGGAAAUCUGAGUUUAGACGAUAUUGUUGCCAUUGCUCGACAAAUGAGACCCAGAAGUAUGGCAAAAACAUUAACUGGUACAAUCAAAGAAAUUCUUGGUACUGCCCAAUCAGUUGGAUGUACAGUAGAGAAAAGUCAUCCACAUACAGUUAUAGAAAAUAUUGAUAGUGGGGAGCUCGAGGUACCAGAUGAGUAAAUCAUCAGAGUUAUCAAGUAAAAGUUUGAAUAAAGUUUUACUUGAAUGAAA